Messenger RNA from Thamnophis elegans (Western terrestrial garter snake), 1865 nucleotides. It is a transcript of the gene CCDC134, whose product is annotated as coiled-coil domain containing 134. Bases 111 to 836 code for a protein of 241 amino acids. The record is from RefSeq and is a predicted model, not a curated record. The transcript is spliced from 7 exons. Lineage: Eukaryota; Metazoa; Chordata; Lepidosauria; Squamata; Natricidae.
GUAGGGCAUGUGGUUUGCUAACAGCAGGCCAGUCAGGCGAAAAAAAGCUGGGAAAAGGAAGAGAUGUUGCAGCAUGACAGUCUCGUCAGAGUAAAGUCCUGCUGUGGCGAAUGGUUGUGGAUUCAGGCAGCAGCUGGAUUUUAAGAAUGGAUUAUUUUGUGGCUUGCACAUUCCUCUUUACACUGAUAUUACCAAGAGGUAUGACUUCUGACACAGAGAAGAAGACCUCAGAUUCAGGAUUGGAAAUCUAUAAGAAACUGUUUGAAGUAAAGCGCAAAGACCAAAUGAAUGCACUGAAGAACCUGAUUGAACUCAACGAUGUCAACCAGCAGUACAAAAUUAUAGACAUCAUGCUCAAGGGUCUUUUCAAGGUUCUUGAAGACUCACGAGCGGUACUUAUAGCAGCAGAUAUUUCACCAGAUGGACCAUUUUCUCAUGAUGAGAAGAUAAAGGAUGCCUAUUCCCAUGUGGUGGAGAAUACUGCUUUUUUUGGGGAUGUAGUCCUACGUUUUCCCAAAAUAGUGCAUCACUACUUUGAUCGCAAUUCCAAUUGGAACAACCUUAUUCGCUGGGGCAUCAGCUUCUGCAACCAGACAGGUGUAUUUGAUCAAGGGCCCCACUCACAAGUAUUAGGAUUGAUGGCUCAAGAGCUAGGAAUUAGUGAAAGAUCUCCAGACUACCAGAAUCCCUUUAAAGCAGACAAUUCUGAAUUUUUCCCUGGUGAUAGCACAUUCCAGAAGGCUCUCCGGGAGGAAGAGAAGCGAAGAAAGAAGGAGGAAAAACGAAAGGAAAUUCGCAAGGGGCCUCGUAUCUCACGCUCACAGUCUGAGUUGUAAUUCUAAUGUCAUUUGCCCAAUCACUGAAACUUUGGGAGUUAAAAACAUCUGAAAAGGAAUCCCCUUUGUGACCUCAGGAAAAUGACAAGCUGUUGAAAGGGCAGGACUUGGAAGUGACAUUCUUUCAACAGGACAUUGGUACCUAUUAAAUACCUAGGUAGAGACCACAAAGUUUCAGUGCAUAUUUCCUUAUGGGAAGAAACACUUUUCCAAGUAUCUGGAAUGUAGAGUAUGUCAGGGAUUGUUCUUCAUGUGUAUUUUUAUCUCUCGUGGCUUUGGCAGUUUGUAAUGCUAGGAGUUUUAGGAAAAUGGGACAAGAAGAGAGGAAAUUAAUUCUGUGGUAUAUGCCAUGUCUGUCAUUUAUGACAUGUAAUACUAUGUAUCAUUAUGCAAUUAGAAAAGUAAUAUAUUAUUGCUGCAACAGAUUUUGUUCCUGGGCAGCAAACAAUUUCUUUGAGAAACUUUUGGAAUCUGUUAGAGAUGCACAAACUUGGAAAUAUUAAUUAGCGAUAAAGUACUCUUUGAACACUUUUUCUUUAAAUUGUAUGAAAUGUGACUGGGAGCUGGGAUACAUCAAAGAUAGUUCCUUAAAAUGUCAUAAUAAUAAUUCAGAGCCCCUGUAGGUAAUACCAAGUUUUAUCUGGUUGUCAAGCUUCCUUCAUUUCAUAAGGCUGUUAAAGUAUUUUCUCCUAAAAGGGAAGAAAAGCUUUUGGUUGAGAAGAAAGUCAGUAAGGCUGUGCUCCACCAAAUAACUUUACUCGAACAAGAGAAUAAAGUACCAAGGUAAAGUGAAUCUGCGUGAUAAUUUCAUAAUGCAGUAUUACUAUCACUACAUGAAUGAAAAUUACUGAAAGGCUUACAAAUUCCAGUGUCAGUUUUUAGUUAAUAGCUUUGCAAGACUACUUUUGAAUUUCAUUUGUAGUAUUGUAUGUGUAGAUCUAGUUGUAAACCAUGUACAUUUACCUUUAUUGUCUGGUAAUCAAUUUUAUCUUGAUUAUUAUAAGAUACCUAUUUGGCCUUAAGUCUUAA